Molecule: messenger RNA, 2001 nt
Organism: Pipistrellus kuhlii (Kuhl's pipistrelle)
Lineage: Eukaryota; Metazoa; Chordata; Mammalia; Chiroptera; Vespertilionidae
Product: olfactory receptor 4F15
Exons: 1
Coding region: 24-962 (312 amino acids)
Biological process (GO): G protein-coupled receptor signaling pathway
Cellular component (GO): membrane
Molecular function (GO): olfactory receptor activity; G protein-coupled receptor activity
Source: RefSeq, a predicted model, not a curated record
CAUGGACAUUGGUGUUUGAGACAAUGGAUGGAAUGAAUCACUCCACAGUAUCAGAGUUUGUGUUCCUGGGACUCAGUAAUUCAUGGGAGAUUCAGCUUCCCCUUUUUGUCUUCUCCUUUUUGUUCUACUUGGCUGGCAUGAUGGGAAACCUUGUCAUUGUGUUCACUAUAACCUUGGAUGCUCACCUGCACUCCCCUAUGUAUUUCCUCCUGGCUAACCUCUCUGCCGUUGAUAUGUUUUUUUGCUCAAUCACAGCCCCUAAAAUGAUUUGUGAUAUUUUCAAGAAGCACAAAGCCAUCUCCUUUUGUGGAUGUAUUACUCAGAUCUUCUUCACUCAUGCUGUUGGAGCCGCUGAGAUGGUACUGCUUAUCACUAUGGCCUUUGAUAGAUAUGUGGCUAUAUGUAAGCCUCUCCACUACCUGACUAUCAUGAGUCCAAGAAUGUGUCUAUACUUUAUAGUCACUUCCUGGAUUGUUGGCUUUAUCCACUCAUUGAUUCAAUUAGUUUUUGUGGUAGAUUUGCCUUUUUGUGGCCCUAAUGUAUUGGACAGUUUUUAUUGUGAUCUUCCUCGGCUCCUUAGACUUGCCUGCAUAAAUACACUAGAACUGGAGAUCAUGGUUACUGUCAACAGUGGGCUUAUUUCUGUGGGAUCUUUUGUCUUGCUGGUCAUUUCCUACAUAUUUAUCCUGUUCACUGUCUGGAAGCACUCUGCAGGUGGUUCAUACAAGGCCCUCUCCACUUUGUCAGCUCAUAUCACUGUGGUGGUUUUGUUCUUUGGGCCGCUGAUGUUUUUCUACACAUGGCCUUCUCCCACAUCACACCUGGACAAAUAUCUUGCUAUUUUUGAUGCAUUUAUCACUCCUUUUCUGAAUCCAGUCAUCUAUACAUUCAGGAACAAAGAAAUGAAAAUGGCAAUAAAAAGAUUGUACAGUCAUCUUGUGCAUUACAGGAAGAUUUUGUAAAUGAAUUGGCUCUAUGGGGAUCUAUAGAUUCUCCCUCAUGCUGGAUGCAGAGGAAACAUUAAGAAAUUUCAGAGAAAUAUUCGAGACUUAGGCCAUGUUAUGUGCCUAGAGAUCUAGUACUAUUAAAUUAUGGUAUCUAUUUCAUCAUUAAAUUAGAAAUGAUGCUGUUCUUUGAUACUCUGUACAUCAAAGUGUUAAACACCAAAUCAUAUGUCUUUUGUAACUUAUGUGGUCUAAGAAAGUGCCAUGUAAUUGAGCAAAUAAUGGUUUAUCUUUUUUUUCUAUUUUGGACAGAUUAUUCUAUUGAUAGAUGGAAUAUGUGUUUAUAUUAUUUUCAUCUAUUUACUACAUAACCAUUUUGAUUUUAAUUUUCUUUUUUCCUAAUCUGCUUACUUUUUACUUCCCCAGUAUCAAGAUAGUUUGCUUCCUUAUCAGGCUCCUUUAUCUGUCAGUAUGGGAAAUUGUUAAUUUUGUAUUAGAAUUUUGAAUUUAAAGCUAGAAUGAGUAACCAAUAUCAUUUGUUCUAAUCCUCUCUGUUGUACAUGCUAAAACUGAGGAAUUGAACAGUGACUGGAAUGUUUCCAGAGACACACAGCCAAAUAUCACCAGAGAUAGUUAGGCAUAAGAAACUAUCUCUGGAUCCUAGGUCAGUGCCCUUGCCCUUCAAGUCAAUAUUACAUUUAAAUUUCUGCUCAUAUUUCAUUCUUUUAACUUUUUCUUAUGAUUUAUUUGAAAAGUGAUCUUUACACCUCUCAUUUGUAUUCCUUCUUCCUAGUAAAUUCCCAUUAGCAUUGAGCACGUCUUUAUCAAUUCUAAAUCCUUUCCUAAUUUCUACUGCUAACAUAUCAAUACAUUUCCUUGUUCAGGACAUACUAAAAGUGGAUUUUAAACUAUUGCAUUAAUUAUUAAAAAUGUUUAAAAUUCAUUAUUAACAGUAUUUUUUUUGUCUACAGUGGUGUUCAGAGAGAUCUUUAAUUAAAUUCUAUUUUGUAGGCCUAAAGUUCCUCCCAAAUAUUUACAAUUAAUGAUGUUCCUUUUU